Molecule: messenger RNA, 831 nt
Organism: Homarus americanus (American lobster)
Lineage: Eukaryota; Metazoa; Arthropoda; Malacostraca; Decapoda; Nephropidae
Exons: 1
Coding region: 301-831 (176 amino acids)
Source: RefSeq, a predicted model, not a curated record
AUGAGCGCUGACUUAGGUGAUAUCAGAAGCGAACUCGACACCGGAAAGACAACACGUGUCCAGGAUCGUGAACGUGAGAGUUAGUGUGGCCAGGGUGAGCAACACCUUGUUCAGCACAUGACAGAAAAAUUAACUUGGCCAGUAACUUGAAGAGGGACAAUGUGCUCACCAGGAAUUUUGUGUUGAUUUACAAUUUGUUAUUUAUUUGUUGUGGAGACGUGAGGACUGAGGUGUGUGUGUGUGUUUGUGUGCGGUGGGCGGCAGAGACACCCGUGGGCUGGCAGGAGCGACGCCUUCACCAUGUCCACCAGCGAGCGUAAGUCCUUCUGCAUCGAGUCGCUACUGUCGCGGGAGGCGGUGGUAGCGGGCGUGGGCGGCGGCGGGCGGAGUACGCUGAGCCCCGCUGACCUCACCUCACACGAGGUCACCUCCCCGCCCCACACGCCGCCCCUCAGCCCGCUCUCCUCGCCACACUCCUCCCCGCUCUCCAUCUCUCCCGCCGUCACCUCCUCAGCCAUGCUCAAUCGCGCCACCUUCCUAGGGGGGGCGUCGGCCCCUCUCAUGCCCUCUCACCUCUACCAGUACCCGGGUAUGGCCUUGCCCCCCGGCCUUCUCCCUGCCCACGCCUUCACGCCCACCAGUUCACCACUGUUGGACGCCCAGGCCUUCAACGCCCUUAAGUCCGGGGCGGCAUCACUUCCGCCCGCCGCCCUGGACUGGUUCGCCCGCGCCGGCCUCAUGUACCCGCGCCUCCCCCCGGAGCUAGCAGGUCAGACACUGUUGUUAUUACAUUAUACUAACCUCCUGUUCUUAAUGGUGACUCAGUCAUAA